AUGAAUGUGCCUGUGUUCUCUUUUCUUCCUCAAGUUAUUUGCCAGCAGAAUGACUAAGGAGGGAAUUUUUGUGAUCCCAGCAUAUUUAAUCCUGCUAGCGCUCUUUGUAAGGAGUUGAAGAUCAGCGCGAGUUGCUUAUCAAGGCCACGCUCAGAGCAAGUUGAACAGACACAGGUACCAGGAGGCAGGCAAAACUCACCAGCCGGCAGUCAUGGAAGAUCAGGGCUUUACCAAUGUUUAUCAAAACGUUAACAACAACAAUAUCAAUGAGAUUCCAGACUCUGAGGAAGACAAAGAGGAUAAUCUUUUUGAUGAUGUCCAUGAAGAGCCAGUAUCUCCUUCUUCCAUCACUACUAUCCCAGAGAGCAUGGACAGUGAUCAAGAGAGCUCAGAAGAUAGCUGUAGUAAUUCUGUGGCCUCUCAGCAUGGGGCUGAUGGGGAGGAUAGUUCUUCAUCUCACCAUGGUGCUGAAGAAGACCACCCAUACCAGGAGAUGGAUCUGAUGAGCCCAGCUCUGGAAGAUAAACAUGGAGAGGGCAUGAUGUUUGAAAGAAACAUGCAUUUUCCUCCGAAUUUCCAGUUGCGGCGGAGCCAGAGCACUUCUUCCAACUCUUCGACUUCCCUCAGGUUCCCCCUUAACAAUAACUUUGGAGAAACUGACAACUUUCAGGAAGAAUAUGACAUUUUCCUGUUUGUAAAGGCUGGUAUAGAUGGAGAAAGCAUUGGGAACUGCCCAUUCUCCCAGCGUCUCUUCAUGAUCCUGUGGCUCAAAGGAGUUGUGUUCAACGUCACCACUGUUGACCUGAAAAGAAAGCCAGCUGACCUACACAAUCUGGCUCCUGGGACCCACCCACCUUUCUUGACUUUUAAUGGAGAAGUUAAGACAGAUGUUAACAAGAUUGAGGAAUUCUUGGAAGAGAUUCUUGCACCUCCAAAGUACCCCAAGCUGGCUGCUAAACACCGGGAAUCAAACACUGCUGGAAUCGAUAUCUUCUCCAAAUUUUCUGCAUACAUCAAAAAUACCAAACAGCAGGAUAAUGCUGCCCUUGAAAGAGGCUUGGUGAAGGCUCUGAAGAAGCUGGAUGACUACCUGAGAACCCCUCUGCCAGAGGAGAUUGAUGCAAACAGCACUGAAGAAGAGAAAGUGUCUAAACGCAAGUUUCUGGAUGGAGAUGACCUGACUCUUGCUGACUGCAACCUUCUGCCCAAACUCCAUGUUGUCAAGAUCGUUGCAAAGAAAUACCGCAACUUUGAGUUCCCGACGGAGAUGACGGGGUUGUGGCGGUACCUGAAGAACGCGUAUGCCAGGGAUGAAUUCACCAACACCUGUGCGGCAGACAAAGAAAUUGAGCAAGCCUACGCAGACGUGGCCAAGCGGCUCAGCAAGUCCUAACUGACCUCAGCGGUGGCUCAGUAUCCGCUUUUACAGACUCUUCUCCUUGUUGCCUUAAGAUAUAUUUUAUCAUUAUGCUGUCUGGUUGGCAUCUCUAUGACUUCACCUGUUCAAGUGUAUUGGUCAGGGACAAAUCUGCUUCUCCCUGGAGAAAAGAGAAGGCAGCUCUAGUGUGGGGGCUGGAGACCCUUUGAAAUCUGAACCUAAGAUCCAGCUCAGCUAAUAUUAUUUCUAAUCAGUAUUGGAAAUAAGUCUACUUUACUAGUUUCUUGUUUCAUGGUGGAGGUAUAUAACCACCUGUAUUCUAUGGAAUUUUUAAAAUCACAUAUUAACUGAAAUUUCAAGUAAGCGAGUUAGGAACACAUAGAACUGAUUCUUCUGCAGGUUAUUUCAAAGACGCUUUUUCCCCCAGUGCUAUUGAGAUCCUUGAGGCAGGAGCAAAAUAUGAGAGAGAGAGAGGGGAAAAAAAAUAGUUUGACCCUAAUGAAGAGAUGCUCUUAGCAGUUAUAUUUAAAAAACUCUCUGAAUGCAUAUUCUGUCUUAGCAGGCCCAAGAGUUUAUAGAGUAUUUAUUUUUAACUUGGCGCAAGAGGGGGAAGCCUGAGUGAAUAUGUCAGACUUGCAGAUGCUACUUUGCAUAAAAUUUGCAUGAUGCUGUUGGAUCUGAAUGUUUAAAACGAAGGAGAGUGAAUGCGCAAUUGAGCAGGCCGCCCUUGGAAGAGUGGGGUAGUGCCAAAAUGCCCAGUGGAUCUGCUAGUUGGUAGAGACACGCAGACGUUAGCAAUAAUGGCGGCAGCAUAUUGACUCCCGCGAGUAGAGGUGAUUGGCACAGCUAACCAAACCACGUAGGAUAUUGUCGUCUUGACUGUAGGGUUGCCAGUUCUUUUAUAAUUACUCUCUUGGGAAACUUGGACAGGCAGGAGAAAGCUGUCGUUGCACACAAAUUCCAGGCAGGGGAAGAGCUUUCUUCACGUUGGGCUCCAGAUGGGUCACUUUCAAGCACUCAUCAUCUCACCCCAGGAGAAGUUUGCUCUGAGAGCCUCAAAGAGGGCAGGAUAAAACAGACAGGCACAUUUCCAGACAGAUAUUUCAGCAAAUAUGCUAGCAGAAAUCCCUGUGUGAUGCCUUAGUCCCGCUCCUCCAGGGUUUACCGAUCCAGAUUAUACGAUUCUGAAUCAGGAUUGUUUUCUAAAACUGAUUAUUUUGUUCUAUCUGUAGCCUCUGCCUGAGACAAUCUGCUUUAUACUAGUGAUUAUUUGCACAUUACUUUAGCAAAUUCAAAAUGACAGCUCUUUUGCAUGAAACUCACUGUACAACAGUGCACAUUGCUCUUGAUUUUCAGUUUGGGGGGAUUUAUCAUUGUUUUCAAGGAUAAAAUAAAGCUGAGCUGUAACCCAAUGUGGCUCCCCUUCUGAUCAGAGCUGCAGAAAGCUGCACUGAUUUGAGGAGAACCCCAAGCUGGUGAGCUGUGACCAAGGGGGACCUUGCAGCAAGCUCGUUUGCAGCCAGAGAGCUGGAAGACUGGAGACAGCAUCGAAAGCCAGCCUCUGCCGUGUGAUGCUGAUGACAAUCUGAAGCCAUCCUGUUGCUUUGGUGUGAUUAUUCCACUGUUCAGACAAACCCAGCUGGGAGCAGAAUGUUACUUGUUGACUGUGAAGAUAGUUUGUGGUUGACUAUUGUUUCACAUGCAAUGGUCAAUUUGUUCUGAACUUUCCAAAGCCUUAGAAGAAAAUCCAUGAACUCCCAAGUGUUCCCCUAGAAUGGGCUAUUUUAACAAUGGCUAGACUGGAGGGCAAAGGCUCGCACUCUUUAAAAUAUUGCUGAGAAAUCAGCUGGCUCAGAGAACACUAGUAGCAGCCAGAAAAAAUCUAAUGAGAUUAGAAGUGUCUGCACAAGCACAUGUGGCUUGUUAAAAACAUUUCUUCAUGAGAUUGGAAUUAUUUGUGAUUUUUUUUUUUUUUAAAUUAAGGCAAUUAUUUAUUUAUUUAUUUUAAUUGACUCAGUCCUUUCCAUCUGUCUUUCUCGUUUUGUUUUCACUCAGCAUGCUGGUCAAGAUGGCUCUGUCUGUUUUGAAAAGUAUUAGCAAUGCUCUGCAAAUUCAUUUCUAAUGAAAAGUCUUCUAUCUAAUUAAUGGUCACUGGGACUUUUUAACUUUCAGUAUGAUUUGGCUAGGAGCAUACCGAUCAACAGAAUCUACAUUUUUCUUAGUUGUCUUUUUCCAGGUUUGUACUUCAAUUAGUGGGUUUGCUUAAUCACAGUUGCAGUGGAUCUUUGAAUGAAGGCACAGAGGCAGAUGCAGGUUCUUGCUCUGUGCUUAUUAUGUUUAGCUCCUUAAAGAAGAUUGUCCAAACAUGCAGCAGAUCUCAGGCAGAGUAAGUGAACCAGUUUCAGGGUCUCUCCGGAUUUCUUCUGUCUCUGUGAAUCUUCACCAAUUUGCUGAAUCAUGUGGUUCUGAAAUGUUGUAAUAUGUCUUACUUUUGCUAGAAAAGGGCCAAAACACAGUUGAUCUCAGUGACUUCAAAUUGCAUCUGUUUUUAAAAAAAUUAUGUUUAAAAAUGGUUCCGCUUAUACCAAAAAGAAAACAAGCUUUUUGUAAGAUGAUUUGCAUGUUCUUAAAAUCUUUUUAGGAUUUCAUUAUAAAACCUGAAAAUCCCCAAGGCACCUUCCUUUUAAUUAAUAAUAAAAAAAUCUUAAAUAUCUUCAUCUUUCUAACAACACUCCCAAAAAAUUUCAAUAUAAUGUACUGAUGGAUAUGAGAAAGAAUAAGAGGAAAAUUAAACAGUUUUCAACUACCGCA
Molecule: messenger RNA, 4189 nt
Organism: Grus americana (Whooping crane)
Lineage: Eukaryota; Metazoa; Chordata; Aves; Gruiformes; Gruidae
Gene: CLIC5
Product: chloride intracellular channel 5
Exons: 7
Coding region: 212-1393 (393 amino acids)
Source: RefSeq, a predicted model, not a curated record